UGUUCACCGAGAGAGUUUCAUUUCAUACCACCGGAAUGGCAAACAUAUUUCUGAUAUUUAUGUGCUUCUUUUUAGCCUCCACAGAGGCUUUAAGCUUUCCAAACCACAAUUGCUCGAAAUAUUUUACAUACGGCAUAGAAGCCAACGGCAGUUACAUAGGCGUUUUUACUGCCGAUAAAGCAGGUGUUCCAGAGUUAAACUUUAAUGCUGUAUUCUUGCACAAGGGCUCUAUACAUCAAGUCAGUGAAUUUGCACCGUACCCAUCAAAAAUUGAUUCCAUGCGUAACAUCGAAAAUGGAUAUCUUGGCCAGGCGUUUGUUCGAUUCGAUAAUUUUACCACUGUACUGCCUACACUAUAUAAUUUUACCUUCAAUGGUAACGAUUUGUGUAAUUCUACAAAUCGAUAUUUCGACCAGACUUUUCUCUUAGACCCAAAAUCAACACGAACAUGCACCUCCAAAGCUAUACGAGAGCGUAAAAACAAUCGGCCAAUAAUGCACCCAAACUUUCCCCGAAUUGAGCCCAAAAUACGCGUAUAAUGCAGAAGAAAAACCAAAAGGAAGGCUAUAUUAGUGUUUCUUGACUAUCAGAUACUCGUUGCUCAGCUAUUUUGGCAUAUUCUUCUACCUGUCACAUACUUUUAAACGAAUCUAGUAUAGCCUUUUACUCUACGAGUGACGGGUACAACAACUACAAAUUAGCAAAUAAAAUUCCAUUUGCAUAAUUUAAAAAAUAACAUUAAUCGUAAAAAAAAAGAUAAAUUAAACAAAAGAUAAUAGCAACGAAGAAAGUUAAUAACAAAAUAUUAAAACAGCAUAGAAACAACAGCGAAGAAGGAGAGUUUUAAUCCAGAUCGUAUACAACAUUGAACUGACAAAGAAAAUUUAUAUUUUAACCCGACGCCAAUAUACUAUUUACUUGUUUUUAUAAUAAGCAAUUGCGCUGACAGUCCAUUUAAAAAGUCUUAAAAUAAAAUCGAGUUCCGUUUUCGGACGUUUCCGUUCGUCCCAAAGCCAAGAAGGCGAAAAGCUUUGGCCAAAAGAAGAUGUAGACGAACCACAAAGGAGAGGAGCCAACCAAGAAGAACAGAGAAGGCCACUAGGAAACCACCUACUUUGUAUCAACAGAUAAAGGUAAAGUUUUUCAAAUAAUUUACUCAGAGACCGAAUCGUAGCAGUCCUGGAGUGUGACUUAGUUCCGAGCUCGGCAGCUGAAUUUCCCCGGAAUCCGAAACGAAAUACAUAAAAGUGUCUUCUGAUUUUUUGGGAGGGUGGCUCGACUGCGGUUUAAACUGUGUUAGUACGAGGUAGUACAACCUGUUGUCGGAGUUCAACUGGCAGCAAAAACUUUUUUAAUACGUUACGAAGCCGUUGCACCCCGCAGCCACAGUUUUGGCCACCGACCUUACUUCACUUCGGGCUCCAUUAGGGUAACGAAAACUUUACUUUCGACUGCUGUCUAACGAAAAAGCUGGAGUAUAAGCCAUGAUUGAGAGGUGCAGACAUAUACCCGGCUGCGAGUCUCCCCUUUUUCGUGGGGGGUAUAUAAAUAUUUUGGCCGCAGGGUCGCCAUCUUUCGUUUCCUUCUCCAUUUAACUUUCCCUGCGGUUGUUAUUGUUAUUGCGCUCGAUAUUAGCAGGACAUUAUUAAAAUUAUGUACCUUUCCACCCGCUCAGCACUUUCCAUCGCUCCUCGAUUCCUCGCUCCUGUUUUGGAAAACCCCUCUCCCGGCGAAAAAGUUGCAUAAAUUGUUUUGUUAUUAAUGCCGGGCUGGGCCAUUGAGCGCUGAAACGACUGACAGGUGUUUAAAUUUCAAAACUUUUAAUGGCAGCGCCAGCCACAACCA
Molecule: messenger RNA, 1845 nt
Organism: Drosophila santomea
Lineage: Eukaryota; Metazoa; Arthropoda; Insecta; Diptera; Drosophilidae
Exons: 3
Coding region: 36-539 (167 amino acids)
Source: RefSeq, a predicted model, not a curated record